Molecule: messenger RNA, 2767 nt
Organism: Scheffersomyces stipitis CBS 6054
Lineage: Eukaryota; Fungi; Ascomycota; Pichiomycetes; Serinales; Debaryomycetaceae
Product: GTPase-activating protein
Exons: 2
Coding region: 660-2558 (632 amino acids)
Biological process (GO): vesicle-mediated transport; small GTPase-mediated signal transduction; protein geranylgeranylation
Cellular component (GO): Rab-protein geranylgeranyltransferase complex; cytosol; nucleus
Molecular function (GO): GDP-dissociation inhibitor activity
Source: RefSeq, a predicted model, not a curated record
CUUUUCUCUUCAGAUUCCUCGCCCCGCCACUCGAUCGUAUCCCAAACCAUUUAUCUCCACUGCUAGCUUGCCCCUGCUGCACCAAACACUCAAUUCCAGACCGUGUCUUAUCCACAGGCAGUCACCGUAGUCAUAUCUAGAAAAUUUUGAUAGUCAUUCGGACAACCAUCUAAGAACAGCAACGAGCCGCUUGUGUCUGUCUGCUGUAGCUAUCAAUUUCAACACCCACCGAGUCCAGACACUUCUUGCUUCAUCUGGUUCUACUCGCAUUCAUUGUGUUUCCAAGUUUACUCCACAAUUGCUUUACCCCAGAGUCGUGGGCAAUUGUAGUUCAAUCGCACAGCACAAUUCACAAGUCUUACGAAACACAACCCAUAACAGGCUAUUACUCAUAACAGAUUCUUGUAUUCGUAGCUGGAGUUCUUGCCGGCUUCAUCGACACCAACAGAUUUCUAUUACUAAUUAUCACUGAAUUGUCAUUACAAAUACAACAGACUACAGAAAUCCUUGCAAUCACUACAGAAUUCACGAGCAAUUCAUAACACCAUUCUCAUCAUUCAAUUCUUAUCAACAUACAAUCGAUAAGGAUUACUUUUAUUCAUUUCACAAUUACUUUCAUAUCUCCCAUAUCCAUAUAACACCCCAUACUCACCAUCACAAUGAUGUCUCGAACUGAGAGACGCAAAUCUAUGGCUGAAAGAAGACCCAGCGUCUCGUACACCCCUCUGGUGAUUCCCCAUUUGGCCGGCUUGGAAAAGCCACAGGAACCUUCGUUGAAAAUCGACCAGUGUGAUGUUUUAAUCAUGGGAACGGGCCUAGUAGAGUCGAUCCUUGCUGCCUCUUUGUCGUGGCAAGGUGUCCAGGUGCUUCAUAUCGACAACAAGAACUACUAUGGAGACUCGUCGUCGACAUUGACCAUCGACCAGUUGAAGAAGUGGUGUAUGGAAGUGAAUCUGGGUCGUCUCCAGCAUUUCCAAGAUGCCCAGAUCUACAUUCCUGGUGGUAAGUCGACCAACAAGUUCAACUCCAAAGACUACGGCAUCGACCUCAGUCCCAAGGUCAUGUUUUGCAAGUCGGAUUUGUUGGCAUUGUUGAUCAAAUCUCGUGUGUACAAGUAUCUUGAGUUCCAGAGCUUGAGUAACUUCCACGUCUUUGAAAACGACGAUUUCUCCCAGAAAAUCACUACUCAGACUUCGAAAGAAGACAUCUUCACCGACAAGUCGUUGUCGCUAAUUACCAAGCGGAACUUAAUGAAGUUCCUCAAGUUCAUUCUCACGGACAACAAGGAUCCUGUGAAGAAGAAGAUCUUAGUAGAUAACGGCAAGGUCAAAGUCCAAGACUUCUUGGUCAAGCAAUUCAACCUCGAGCUUCCACAGAUCAAUGAGUUGGUGUACUCCAUCGGCUUGUGUAUCAAUGAAGGCACCGAGACCAGAGAAGCCAUGGCCAAAAUCAAGCGCUUCUUGGUCUCUUUCGAUGUCUAUGGUAGCUUCCCAGUAAUGGUAUCAAAGUACGGAGGACCAGGAGAAAUUUCCCAAGGUUUCUGUCGUAGUGCUGCUGUCGCUGGAACAACUUACAAGUUGAACACAUCCCUUGUAGAUUAUGACCCCAGACUGAAGAUCGCCAAAUUCAACGACGGUAGUCAUGUAAAGAUUAACGAAAAGUUAGUCAUUUCGCCUACCCAAGUGCCCAAGUUCUUGCAAUCCAAUUAUAAUGAAGUCACCGAGAAUCUCAAGCAAUUCAGCAUAACUCGUUUGAUCACUGUAGUCAGAAGGGAUUGCAAGGAAUGGAUGGCAGAACAGGACUCUUCAGCAAUUGUGGUCUUUCCUCCACAUUCGCUUCCUACUAACAACGAACAGAGCGUCCAGGUCAUCAUUCAAAACGGUAAUACCGGUGUUUGUCCCGAGGGUCAGUCCAUCUGGUUCAGUCACACAAGUGAACAGGACUUGAAUCGUGCCAAACAGGAUUUGGAAAGCGCCUACGAGAAAAUGGAAGCCUCUUUGUUACGUGAAGCCAAUGCUGACUUAGAAGGUGCCUUUGAUGACCAGGACUUUGUUCUCAGCGCACAGGGUACUCCAGUAUUUGUCAACUCGUUCAAGUUGGGCGAAUCCUUACAAAACUUUGUGCCUAAGGAAAAGUUGGAAAUAGUCUGUAAAGUAGGAUAUGUGCAGAAGACAUAUGCCAAUCCCGAUUUGUCUAACAUCUUCCAUGCCACAGCUGAAGACAAUGUCGUCUUGAAGAACGUAGCGGAUGCUGAAAAUGACAUUCUUUUCUCCAACAUGCCUUCUGCAGAGUUGAGCUAUGAUGGUAACAUCAGUGAAGCGAAGUUGAUCUACCAGAAGAUCACAGGCUCUGAUGAAGAUUUCUUCGACGUAGAUUUUGAAGACGAUGACGACGAUUACGACAACAAUGACCCACAUGACUCAAGCAAUUUGGGCUCCUCAACCACCUUAAAGUCGUCUAGUUCCAAUGCUCUAGCUUCCGAUAACGAAGAUGUCAUUGUAGACUCUUCAGAUGAUGAUGACCACAAUCCUUUCGGAGCCGACGAGAUGGAGUUGUAAUUUAGCUAUAACAAUUCGUAUUAACGAAGUUGACGAGGUUGCUACCGAAGCUUAUUGCCAUGUUCUUAUAGCUGCAUGUAUUCUGCUUUGGCUCUUGCCUGGAUGACAAGCCUGUAGUCGUUUUAAUUCUAUUCAAAAUCAACUGUCUAAAUAGCUUGUUCUUAUAUACUUUGGUUGCUUUUACUGUUAAUUUAUUAAUCUACCGUUCG